Saccharomycodes ludwigii is the source of this 711-nucleotide messenger RNA. It is a transcript of the gene MRT4, whose product is annotated as ribosome assembly factor MRT4. NCBI's taxonomy places the organism in Eukaryota, Fungi, Ascomycota, Saccharomycetes, Saccharomycodales, Saccharomycodaceae. The transcript has a single exon. Gene Ontology annotation, molecular function: RNA binding. Gene Ontology annotation, cellular component: preribosome, large subunit precursor; nucleolus. Bases 1 to 711 code for a protein of 236 amino acids. Gene Ontology annotation, biological process: ribosomal large subunit biogenesis; rRNA processing; ribosomal large subunit assembly. The record is from RefSeq and is a predicted model, not a curated record.
AUGCCUAGAUCAAAGCGUUCAAAGUUGGUGACUCUAGCCCAAACUGAUAAAAAGGGUAGAGAAAAUAAAGAAAGAAUUUUUGAUGAAGUUCGUGAGGCUUUAGAUACAUACAGGUAUUGUUGGGUUCUAUAUUUGGACGAUGUAAGAACACCUGUUUUGCAAGAAAUAAGAACCGCAUGGGAAGGCUCCAAAUUAAUCAUGGGCAAAAGAAAAGUUUUACAAAAAGCAUUGGGUGAAAAACCAGAAGAAGAAUAUAAAGAAAAUUUACAUACAUUGACCAAGCAUUGUUCUGGUGUCACAGGUUUAUUGUUUACUAACGAAGAACCAACCACUGUUAAAGAAUAUUUUGAAUCAUACGUCAAACAAGAUUAUUCAAGACCAAAAAGUAAAGCCCCAAUAACUUUUACCAUUCCUACAGGUAUAAUUUAUUCCCGUGGUGGUCAAAUCCCUAUAGAGGAUGAUGUUCCAAUGGUACAUUCUUUGGAGCCAACUUUGAGAAAUAAGUUUAAGAUUCCAACUAAAAUUAAGAAUGGUAAAAUUUUAAUUGAAACUCCUUACAAUGUCUGCGAAAAGGGUAAAACUUUAGAUGUACGUCAAGCUUUGAUUUUGAAACAAUUUGGUAUUGCUGCUUCUGAAUUUAAAGUUAAGAUAUCUGCUUAUUAUGAUAAUGAGAGUAAUCAAGUUGAAGAAGUUAAUAUUAACAAAGAAUGA